This is a messenger RNA of Cylas formicarius (sweet potato weevil), 1852 nucleotides long. It is a transcript of the gene Eg, whose product is annotated as probable nuclear hormone receptor HR3. The coding region runs from base 138 to 1121 and encodes 327 amino acids. The transcript is spliced from 3 exons. Lineage: Eukaryota; Metazoa; Arthropoda; Insecta; Coleoptera; Brentidae. The record is from RefSeq and is a predicted model, not a curated record. Gene Ontology annotation, molecular function: zinc ion binding; sequence-specific DNA binding; DNA-binding transcription factor activity. Gene Ontology annotation, biological process: regulation of DNA-templated transcription.
GACGCGUUUGCAGACACGGUGUGGCGGCCGCGCGGGAACAUGACGCGUCCGGAAAGGUCCCGAGAGUAGGACGACCCGACGGAGACCCUAUCGAUUUUUUUCUGUUAAACGAUCGACGGAGAUGGUGCUGCGGGGUGAUGGAUUAUGACGCGGCUGCGAAUUAUGCGAUUAUGAACCAGCUAUGCAAAGUGUGCGGCGAACCCGCCGCUGGUUUCCACUUCGGCGCGUUCACGUGCGAGGGCUGCAAGACACUGUCUAAAAAAUCCUCUCCUCUCUUCCAGUCAUUCUUCGGCCGCACCUACAACAACAUCAGCUCGAUAUCCGAGUGCAAAAACAACGGGAAAUGCGUCAUCAACAAGAAGAACCGCACCGCGUGCAAGGCGUGUCGCCUGCGCAAGUGCAUGAUGGUCGGCAUGUCGAAAAGCGGCUCCAGGUACGGUCGUCGGUCCAACUGGUUCAAAAUCCACUGCCUGCUGCAGCAGCAACAGCAGCAGCAGGUCCAACAGCAGAACCAACAGCAGGUCGACAUAAACCUGGCGGCCGCGGCAGGAUUGUUCAGACCGAACCCGUAUCUAUCGCCGUUGUUCAGCAGGAACCACCACCAUCACCACCACCACCCGGCGUCCACAUCCGUAGGCGUUCGGGAAACUUCGGCUAGCGAAUCGGAUUCGGGCGCGUCUUCGGCCGAUCCCGACGACGAGAUGCGUUCGACAAGCGCGUUGAGUUACUUGAGGCCGUCGGCGUCGCCUCUGAGUGAUCGCGUAAGUGACACCGAGUGUUUUACGAAGAGAAAAACUCGGAUAUCGUUAAAUAACCCGGCGUCGAUAUCACCUGCGUCGUUGCCGUCGAUAUCGCCCAGUUCGUUGGCCGUCACGAACAGGUGGUUCCCGCCUCCGUUUCCGCCUAUAGGGGAUCCGGCGAUUUGGCGUGAGAUUUGGUUGAGGGGGCAGCCGACGGUGGCGGCGCAGGCACCCGAUCAAGAUCAGCCUAUUGACUUGUCCGUGAAGCAGGCGACCAUGAUCGAGGACGCGGGUAACGAGGACAGCGAGGACGGGAACAUCGACGUCGAAGGCGACGACGUCGUUAAGUCGGUGCCUUUGGAUUUGACUUUAGAUCGCUAGAGUGCGACAGAAAUGUUUGGGGUGGGAGGGGGUUCGGUUUAAGAAAUUGGACGCAAGCGCCACGAAAACUUUUUACGUUUCAACGAUAUUCGAAUUUUUACUGGUCGUCUGGUUUCUGAAUUGCUUCAGGUGUUCGAGUUUCGGUGAAAUAAACAAAGAAAGCUUGAAUCAAUUUUACUCGCUUUCGUUGGAAUCAGUUUGAAGUUUCAACCUAUGCGAAUGUGCAUAUUCGUCACUGAACUAAUUCAGGAUGUUUAGCUUUCGCAAGACAAUUUCUGGAAUUUCAGUAUUUUGGUACGAAUUUGAACAAAACAAUUAAUAUUAAUUAAUCUAUCUUGUUUUAAAAUCAUCUAAUAAAAUGAAGUGAAGAAGAAAGUUUUGCCAGAUUGGUAAAUUUACCUUCAACAAAAAUUAUUUUUGCAGUUUUAUGGGAAUGUUUAAAUUGCCAUCAACCUUCCAGUUAUAAGUGGAUUGAACAGAAACAGACUUUCGAUGCAACUUAAGUAUACUUGAACUUUAAAGAUUAGGAUUCUGAUGCAUCUACUUCUCCUUCUGCUACUAUUGACUAGGAAAGUUUUCCUGUUUGUCUAAUAUCUAAUUGUCAUCAACUUCCCAGUUACAAGAGGAUUGAACAGAAGCAUACUUUCAGUACAACUCACGUGUUCUGCAAUUAUAUAAAAAUUAUAGAAGCGGGUUGGAACUUUAAAGAAAAACAAUCUGAUGAUUGUUUU